UUUUAAUAAUUUUUUAAAAACUGAUAACACCCGAAAAAAACAGCAAGAAACUAAACAAGGAAGAAAAGAACGGUCGGUGAGGAACUCUCGUGAAAGUCUUCAAAAGACUUUUAACGGAAAAACAAAAAACAAAAAACAAAAACUCUUGUGAACGUAAGUGCAUGGACCGAAUUGCACCCGAUCACGUCGGUUCCACAAUCCUCUCCUAUAUUAAGGCCUUCACUGCUCCUUAUCAUCUCAAACUUCUCAUUUAUUAAUAAGUGUCAUUCAAAAGAAUAAAAUCAAAUACUUACUUUUGAAUCCGUUUUUUUCAUUGUUUGAUCGAUUAUGGGAAAGGUUCUUCAGAAAGAGGCGUUCGGAUUAGCCGCGAAAGACAAUUCCGGAGUUCUCUCGCCUUUCAGUUUCACUAGAAGGGAAACAGGAGAAAAGGAUGUGAGGUUCAAAGUGUUAUUUUGUGGAAUUUGUCACUCUGAUUUGCAUAUGGUCAAGAACGAGUGGGGAAUGUCUACUUAUCCUCUUGUCCCAGGGCAUGAGAUCGUGGGCGUGGUGACUGAAGUCGGAGCCAAAGUGACUAAAUUCAAAACCGGAGAAAAAGUCGGAGUUGGGUGUUUGGUCAGCUCGUGCGGGUCAUGUGACAGCUGCACCGAAGGUAUGGAAAACUAUUGUCCAAAAUCAAUCCAAACGUACGGAUUCCCGUACUACGACAACACCAUAACAUACGGUGGUUACUCCGACCACAUGGUUUGCGAGGAAGGUUUCGUCAUCCGUAUUCCAGACAAUCUCCCCUUGGACGCCGCCGCACCGCUCCUCUGUGCCGGUAUCACGGUCUAUUCCCCUAUGAAGUAUCACGGGCUCGACAAACCCGGUAUGCACAUCGGUGUGGUAGGAUUAGGCGGUUUAGGUCAUGUAGGAGUGAAAUUUGCCAAGGCUAUGGGUACUAAGGUUACGGUUAUUAGUACUUCGGAGAAAAAGAGAGAUGAGGCGAUUAAUCGGCUUGGUGCGGAUGCUUUCUUGGUGAGCCGUGACCCAAAACAGAUUAAGGAUGCAAUGGGUACUAUGGAUGGUAUAAUUGAUACCGUCUCUGCGACUCAUUCACUUCUUCCGUUGCUCGGUUUGCUGAAGCAUAAGGGAAAACUUGUUAUGGUUGGUGCACCCGAGAAGCCACUCGAGCUACCUGUCAUGCCUCUCAUCUUUGAGAGGAAGAUGGUAAUGGGAAGUAUGAUAGGAGGGAUAAAAGAGACCCAGGAAAUGAUAGAUAUGGCCGGGAAACACAACAUCACUGCGGAUAUUGAGCUUAUCUCUGCCGAUUAUGUCAACACCGCCAUGGAACGGCUAGAGAAAGCCGACGUUAGGUACCGCUUUGUGAUUGAUGUUGCCAACACAUUGAAGCCUAAUCCUAAUUUAUAAGUUUUAAGCAUUAAACUUCCUCAAAUGUUAUUUUCUUGUUUGGUUUGUCGUACUAAUUAAGUUUUGUGUUGUUGUAUAACUAUAUAAUUUGGUAUGCUUAAUCCAAUAAAUGAAUAGUAUGAUAUAUAUGAUAAGAUUUUGGGGGUAAGCCAAGAGUUAUAUAUUAGUAUCUAAGGUUUGGAUAAAGAACAGUACUGUUAAAUACCAAAAAUGUAAAGAUGAUGAAAGAAUAAAAAUCAUUUUACAGUGUGAAAAAAAUCAGUUUAUCAUUAGGUGAGUUAUCAACCUGAAAUUAGAUUACCAUGUUCUCGAUCGUGUGAUAAAUAUCUAUCUUCAUAUUGGAUGAUGGAGCGAUAGAAGUGAAAAGUCAAAGAGGAUAAUAAAUGAACCGUAUACGACGACUUGUGUUGUGUUGCUUCCAACAAGAGAGGGGACAGUGAAGUUCGAGUUUGUUCCCAAUGCGAAAGCACUCCAUUCCUUGAUAUGGCUU
Arabidopsis thaliana (thale cress) is the source of this 1897-nucleotide messenger RNA. It is a transcript of the gene ELI3-2, whose product is annotated as cinnamyl alcohol dehydrogenase 8. Gene Ontology annotation, biological process: phenylpropanoid biosynthetic process; lignin biosynthetic process. Gene Ontology annotation, molecular function: cinnamyl-alcohol dehydrogenase activity; oxidoreductase activity, acting on the CH-OH group of donors, NAD or NADP as acceptor; oxidoreductase activity. The record is from RefSeq and is marked reviewed. The coding region runs from base 328 to 1407 and encodes 359 amino acids. The transcript has 4 exons. NCBI's taxonomy places the organism in Eukaryota, Viridiplantae, Streptophyta, Magnoliopsida, Brassicales, Brassicaceae.